UUCAAUGUACAAAAUUGGUCCGUGAGACGGAAUGGGAUGAACGGCAAUUGAAAAUCAAACAAUUGAAGUGGAACAGACAGGAAAAGGGUUGUGCAAAAUGAACCGCACUUCCAUGAGUCUCUGGACAAGCUCCAAACACCUGGUGAUGAGGGGCGCACGCAUGUCACAACGACGAUUCGCAUCCUCAGAAACUCCUUCACCUACUGCAAGUCCCCAUAGUGUCUUUCCUACAUGGUCUUUUCUAUUUCAUGCACUUCAGUUCUUUUCAUACGAAUUAUAGCUAACGCCCGCCCAGCGCGCCUUCUACAAAACCUUCACCCGCCCGAUUGCAAAAACCCUUUUAAUGGCAACCUUUAUCUAUCAAUUGACUUAUUGGGGCUGGGUAAAAUUGGAAAAGGAUGAAUUGAAGGCGGGCAAACGAAGGGAAAUAAAGGAUCUCGAGGCAGAAUUGGAGAAGGUUAGUGGGGGAGCUAUCAAGGGUGAAGACGUAAAGGUCAAAGGGAUUUAAGGGACAGUGGUAAUACGUGUGCGCAAAAUCGAAGCACCAUGAGCGCUCGAAGAAGUUUGGCGAGAUGGAGAGGAAGAAGCCAACUCGUCUUGACUAGAUUAUCCGGUAGUGGGGGCCUACCAGGAUGGAAUCCUGAGUCGCAUUGCAGUGCCACGACAGAUUUGCAUGACAUAUCG
Sclerotinia trifoliorum is the source of this 684-nucleotide messenger RNA. Lineage: Eukaryota; Fungi; Ascomycota; Leotiomycetes; Helotiales; Sclerotiniaceae. The record is from the annotation of a GenBank genome assembly.